Aaosphaeria arxii CBS 175.79 is the source of this 3248-nucleotide messenger RNA. RefSeq lists its product as uncharacterized. The transcript is spliced from 3 exons. Gene Ontology annotation, cellular component: Atg1/ULK1 kinase complex; cytosol; extrinsic component of membrane. The record is from RefSeq and is a predicted model, not a curated record. NCBI's taxonomy places the organism in Eukaryota, Fungi, Ascomycota, Dothideomycetes, Pleosporales. Bases 402 to 3200 code for a protein of 932 amino acids. Gene Ontology annotation, biological process: protein localization to phagophore assembly site; mitophagy; piecemeal microautophagy of the nucleus.
AUCCGCCCUGUUACUCACCAUCUUCAGUACCUCUCUCGCCCACUCCCACUGAGGUACUCAACUCAACCCUCAACGCCUCAGGCCUUCUCUCGACGCGACCCUAUACAACUCUAGAACAUCAUUACACCAUGGCUGCUGCCUGAGCUUCUUUCCACCCCUGGCCGAAUAAGACAUCACCCCCGCGUGGACCUGUCUGCUGAGAGACAUCUCUGACUGUCACCGUCCGUACUGCUGCACCAGAUUAGCCACCCGUCGCCCUCCCGUGAUGGCUCCCACAAGUAUUCGCCUCUCCGAACCCCAGCAGCCAUAACCGCCCUUGAUUCCCCGCAGCCUAGCUCUUGUCAUACCUACCCAAGUGCUUCCUGCACGCCCUUGUCUCCCCGGAGGCUCCCAUUCACACCAUGCAGCCGCAGUCGCAUUCACGACAACCCCCGCGGACCGCUUCGGCCGCCAACAAUCUUCAGACCAACCCCUCCCGCACAAACAACCAGCGGGAUCCUACUCCAGAACGCUCCUCUCCUUACUCGGAUUCCCCUUCCUAUGGUGACAGAGCUGUCGAAGAAGGUGACGGCGAAAUGGUACCACGGUCAGAGCAGGUAUCCGAGUCGGAGCAGAAGAACCAUCAGAAGGUGAACCAGGUGAUACAGAACUUCUUCACCAAAGCAGCCCUCACUAUCGUCUCAUCUCGCAUGAUCUUGCCCCAAAGCUUCAACAACAAAGGUGAACUCAGGCAGAAUAAAUGGUUCAAUGUCGUUCUCGACGAAACCGAUUUGCUUGCCGAAGACCUACUCCCCUGGAAGACAAUGGACGCUAUGCAAGGACAACCUUCCCUUUGCAUCGAGAUAUAUCUAGAUAUCAAGGGACUCGGACAUAAACAGUCGCUAGUCGUGCAUGAUGGCGAUGGAAAGCGCUGGGAUGUUGGUGAGGCUCUGAAUGUCCCAGUAGACUCCACCUCACGAGCAUCGAGUCGCACGACGAGGUCAACACAACUGGUACUAGAACGCUGGAAGGUACACGUUGGUGACAAAAACUCAGUCCACCCCUCGGAGUUGAGGGAUCCGCUACCCAACGUCUACAAGAAGGCGGUCGUUCUGUUCCGAUCUCUCUAUGCAUACUUGCGAUUCCUACCGGCCUUCAAGUAUCACAAAAGUAUAGCGAAGCAACCAGCUAACCAUCCCUCUUUGAAGUUAAACUAUCGCAUCUCCAAUGGCGAUUUCAAAAGCCCGCGACCAGACACACUCCGCGUCCCAUUGCAUCCAUCAUCAGAGAACGUCACCGAAACCCAAGAAUUUACACCCUCAAACUCCCCAGUUGGUCCCCUCUGUGUAUCCGUAGAGUACCGAACAAACUGCGAUUUCAGCAUUUCUGACUCGGAGUCGAUGCUGAGCUCCCAUUUCAUGGGGCUUGACGACAGCUAUCUGGAGCAGGCCACCCGUGAGCGAGGUCAGGUGCCUGGGUCACUACCCGUCAACAAAGUCCAACCACAGGAUGUACCAGAACUCGGCCAAGCCUAUGGCAGCAUGUCAACUUUCCAUCAAGUCGGUCCUACUGCAGGAACAAGCCCCCUGUCCGCACUUCGUGCGGCUCGCGACAUGCCGUCCAGCUCUCCCAUAGAAACCCCUCCGCAGAAGCUACCCCCUAACCAUCGGUUAGCACAGGGUUCGAAGUCAUCGCUUCGGUCAACAGAUGCACCGUCUUACCAGAGGAGAACGUCGGUGUCAUUCCAACCCUUCAAAGCUGGCUCGUUAUCAUCUUCACCUGCACCUGGGCCUGUCGUACCUCCAUCUCCAGGUAGUUCACUUGGACGUCCUAGCAGUUCCUUGGGGCGGGGAUCCACCCCCAGUGCCCUGAACCAGCCUCGCAAUCGAACUUCCUUGACCGCUCUGCCACAGACUGCCCUCCGAGCUCCUUCGCUGCCAAAUGAGACUGCCAUCGCUUCGUCGGCUUCAAGUUCACCGAAGCCAGCACCCAUCACCCGGUACAGCAGCAGCUUUGGACACAGACGAAGUCGAUUUUCGUCAGGAGGCGGCAGCAAGACCGAAGAUGAUAACCUCAGUAGCGGCAAAGGCAGCAUAGCCUCGUCGCAACAACCCGGCUCGGAUGUUCUCAAUGAGGGCGAGGGCGCCAGUUCUGGCUCGAUCAAAACAGACGAUGAGAAUAUUUCAGACUUCCUGAAGCUCCUCGAACAAAAGAAGGAUUUGAAGAGUUUCAACAGGAAUGACAAUGCAGCAAAGGACGCCACUAUGCGAAGGACAACCGCUCAGCUUAACAAGUACCAGCGUUUGAGAGAUUCGCAUGCCGCUCUGUCAGACUCCGUUUCUUCAUCAAUGCUUCUACAUCGAUCUUCUUCUUCUUCUAGCCGCCAGCUCUCCAGCGUGCCUCAGAUGAUUGCUGGUACUUCGGUGUCCACGUCGUCAUCCCCCGGAAAGCCAAUUUCGCCUCAUACACCACAUACCCCAGCGAUCCCGUCACGUCUGAGUGCUAAUAGCAUCAUUGAAUACGAGCCUCGACGCAGUCGAAGUAGGCCAAGCCAUGCAACCCAAGGGCAGGGCAUAAGCGAAGAUCGAGAUCGAGAACGAGGUGAUGGAGAUGAUCAGGGGACAAAUGCUAUUGACAUCCCUACAUCGCCCCGACCCUGGAACUAUAUCCGAAGGUCGAGCUCUGCUGCACAACAGAACCGCGCAUUGGAAGAUGAGCCCGACCUGUACGGCCUUCGAUCGGCCAGUCUGCCACCAGAAGAUGUGGAGCGAGCAACAGACCCGCAGCGAGCCGCUACCGCAGACCUCACGUCCAGUGGACUGUUUGCGCAGACUGAGCUCCUUGCCAGCGCGGAGCGUGGCGACGAAGCUACUGACAACCUAGACCAACCUGAUUCUCGAGAUGAUCUGCCGCGCCCCUCGUCGACAUCGGACAUUCCAUCGAAUCGAGGUAACCGCACAGUCAGCAGCAAUCGAGGGCGUGGGGGUUUGGUAUCGCAUCAUGGAUCCUCUACAAGUCUAACGACGGGUGGUACCAGCUCUACCGAACGCCAAAGUCGGUAUAUGUUUCCCAGUCGCCAGGUUGCCGCGGCCGACGAUGACGAACCCUUACUAUUCCAAAUGAGCGAAAUAGGCCCAGGAUCGAGACGCAGCAUUGAAGAGGGAAGGGGUGGAUCCAGCUCGGGGAGCAACGCGCGACGAGGUUCGCCUUGGUUCCGCUAGGCCCUUCCCUAUUUUGCUUGUGUCUCGAUCGUCAUCACCAUGGUUCUU